This is a messenger RNA of Peromyscus californicus insignis, 5616 nucleotides long. It is a transcript of the gene Kirrel3, whose product is annotated as kirre like nephrin family adhesion molecule 3. The transcript is spliced from 16 exons. Gene Ontology annotation, cellular component: cell-cell junction. Gene Ontology annotation, biological process: synapse assembly; cell-cell adhesion. The record is from RefSeq and is a predicted model, not a curated record. Lineage: Eukaryota; Metazoa; Chordata; Mammalia; Rodentia; Cricetidae. Gene Ontology annotation, molecular function: cell adhesion molecule binding. The coding region runs from base 351 to 2315 and encodes 654 amino acids.
GCUGUCAUUGAGGCCAGAAGGAUGCAAACACAAAGCACUCAUCCUGGGCAGGAUCACUUGUAGCAGGAAUCUUCAAAGGUCUUAUUAAUAAAAUCAAACCUGGAGCCAGGUACUGGGGUCAAUGCUGGAAGAUCAGAGAAGCAGAACAAGUCACAGCCACUUCACCUCGCCAGUUCCUCAGCUGAUCCUGUUUCCUCAGACUGGAAGCCUCUGUGUCCUCAUCCAAAUGGAUCUCAGCUGAACUGUUUGUCGAAAGCCUGAAAGCUUAACUGACUAGUUCCUGUUUUUGAUGCCUUUUAUACCUUUCUGCUUCCUGCCAUCACUUCCUGGGAUUAAAGGCUCUUGUUACUAUGGCUGGCUGUUUCCAGUGUAGCCUUAAACUCACAGAGAUCCAGACGGAUCUCUGCCUCUGGAGUGCUAGGAUUAAAGAGCUUGGCCUCCAGAAAAGAGGAUGCUGUCUGGUGCUGGGCUACAUGGCCAAGGACAAGUUUCGGAGGAUGAAUGAAGGCCAAGUCUACUCCUUCAGCCAGCAACCCCAGGACCAAGUGGUGGUGUCAGGACAACCGGUGACGCUGCUGUGUGCCAUCCCAGAAUACGAUGGCUUCGUCCUGUGGAUCAAAGACGGCUUGGCUCUGGGUGUAGGAAGAGACCUCUCAAGUUACCCCCAGUACCUGGUGGUAGGAAACCACCUGUCAGGAGAGCAUCACCUGAAGAUCCUGAGGGCUGAACUGCAGGAUGAUGCCGUGUAUGAAUGCCAGGCCAUCCAGGCUGCCAUCAGGUCCCGCCCUGCACGCCUCACAGUCCUGGUGCCACCCGAUGACCCCAUCAUCCUAGGAGGGCCUGUGAUCAGCCUUCGGGCAGGGGACCCUCUCAACCUCACCUGCCACGCGGACAAUGCCAAGCCCGCAGCUUCCAUCAUCUGGCUACGUAAAGGAGAGGUCAUCAACGGGGCCACCUACUCCAAGACUCUGCUUCGAGAUGGCAAACGUGAGAGCAUCGUCAGCACCCUCUUCAUCUCGCCUGGAGACGUGGAAAAUGGACAGAGUAUCGUGUGCCGAGCCACCAACAAAGCCAUCCCUGGAGGAAAGGAGACCUCAGUCACCAUAGACAUCCAGCACCCCCCACUUGUCAACUUGUCGGUAGAACCACAGCCGGUAUUGGAGGACAACAUCGUCACGUUCCACUGCUCUGCAAAGGCCAACCCAGCUGUCACCCAGUACAGGUGGGCCAAACGAGGUCACAUCAUCAAAGAGGCAUCUGGGGAGCUGUACAGGACCACUGUGGACUACACAUACUUCUCAGAGCCUGUGUCCUGUGAAGUGACCAAUGCCUUGGGCAGCACCAACCUCAGCCGCACAGUGGAUGUCUACUUUGGUCCCCGGAUGACCUCAGAGCCCCAGUCGCUGCUGGUAGACCUGGGCUCGGAUGCUGUCUUCAGCUGCGCAUGGAUCGGCAACCCGUCUCUGACCAUCGUGUGGAUGAAACGGGGUUCUGGUGUGGUCCUGAGCAACGAGAAGACUCUGACCCUCAAAUCUGUCCGCCAGGAGGACGCUGGGAAGUACGUGUGCCGGGCUGUGGUGCCCCGGGUAGGAGCUGGGGAGAGAGAGGUGACCUUGACUGUCAAUGGACCCCCCAUCAUCUCCAGCACACAGACCCAGCAUGCCCUCCAUGGAGAGAAGGGCCAGAUCAAGUGCUUCAUCCGGAGCACGCCGCCACCUGACCGAAUCGCCUGGUCCUGGAAGGAGAAUGUGCUGGAAUCAGGGACCUCAGGGCGCUACACAGUGGAGACAGUGAGCACCGAGGAGGGUGUCAUCUCCACGCUGACCAUUAGCAACAUUGUGCGUGCUGACUUCCAGACCAUCUACAACUGCACAGCCUGGAACAGCUUCGGCUCUGACACAGAGAUCAUCCGACUCAAGGAACAAGGUUCGGAAAUGAAGUCGGGAGCCGGGCUGGAAGCAGAGUCUGUGCCAAUGGCCGUCAUCAUCGGGGUGGCCGUAGGAGCUGGUGUGGCCUUCCUCGUCCUAAUGGCAACCAUUGUGGCCUUCUGCUGUGCCCGUUCCCAGAGAAGUACGGGAGGGAGACCCGGGAUCUCAGGGAGGGGGACAGAGAAAAAGGCCAGGCUUAGACUGCCCAGGAGAGCAAAUCUCAAAGGUGUCGUGUCAGCCAAAAAUGAUAUCCGAGUGGAGAUUGUACACAAGGAGCCAGCUUCUGGCCGGGAGGCUGAAGAUCACACCACCAUCAAGCAGCUGAUGGACCAGAAUCCUCCUCCCUGUCCGGGCAGAAGCCUAAUCAGCUAUGCCAGAAGCUCAUAGAGCACACUAUGCGUGAUGGGACUAUCUGGAAAGAGCGACAGAGAGCAAGGAAUAAAGCACACCGGCUUCUCUGAACCUCAGUCUGUGAAAUGGAUGUGACCGCAGUACUAUGCAGGGUCGUCAGCAGGAUUUCAGGGGGAACAGCCUGAGUACAUCUGUGCAGGAUGUGAUCCCAUGAUUCCCAGAUACCCACAUCUGAGGAUGUGCAAGUCUCCUGUAUAAAACGGUAUAUAACAUUUACACAGGAACCACCCAUAUUCUCUCAUAGACAUAAAUCAUCUCUACUUAUAAUAUGUAAUGUAAUAUAAAUGCAAUGUAAACAAUUACUGUACCAUAUUGUUUAAGGAUUAAUGAUGAGUAGAAUAUGCAUGUUUGGUACAGGCAAUUUUCUCUAAAUACUUUUGAUGUAUGGUUGGAGGAAUCUGCUGUGCAGAAUCCAGGAAUGCAGAGGCCUGUCUGCAAGAGCCCAGAAAUUGCUAACUGUUGUGUUGCUCUAAAUCCACCCACUAGAUGGGGAGCAACUGCUGCCUGAUUCAUCCCUGGCAGAAGCUCACGAAUGCUUGGUGAAUGAAACUGACUUUUCUCUCUGGUACACUCUCUUCAGCCAGUCGAUUUUCAGAUUCACAGCAUUCUGCUUCAAAAAUAUGUCUCAGAUAUAUGAACCACCUCUCCUCCAUGCUCACGUUCUUCUUUGGGGUCUUGCCAGUGCUCCCUGGACCACUGCAGCAACCCCGUCAUGGAACUUGGCUUUGGCCACUUGUCACAAUCCAGCCUCUGGGGCCCUGCAAAAAGUGUCUUUCUGAAAGACAGAUCUGGCAUCUGGCGGCACACAUCUGUAACCCCAGGUUACAAACAAACAGUAGUAGCUCUGUGACUUUGAGGCCAGCCUGAACUGGUUAAUGAGACUCGGUCUCAAACUAAAUAAAAUAUUAAAUGUAAAUCUGCUCCUGUGACAAUCUACUGAAGUCCCUCUGUGGCUUCCAUGCCUGCUGGAUAAAGUCCAGCUGCUCAAUACGUCAUCACGCCCUUCGCUGCAAGGGACCUGCCAAUCUUCCCAGUUCCAUCUUUCAGGCAAACCGAUCUGGCUUUUCCAGACAUAAGAACGUGUGGUUCCUGGUCUGGGAGUCCUUUAUACAUCAGAGACCCAUGUCCCCUCACCCUGUUGACCUGUCAGCUGAAUUUCACGUCCUGCAAUAAGAAGGGGUUCAAAUGUCAUCCACUCCACGAUUUUCUCGGCUGCCCCCUCCUCACACAACGGCGAGCUUGCAUCCUCUGCGGCAGUCCCCUUGAGCCUCUUUGACAGCCGCUGCUGGAGGACAAGGAAACCUCUCCAAGCACUCUGCAGCUUGUCAAGGGCAAAGGUCCUGUAUCUCCCCUGGGGCCUCCCUAACACAAUACCAACAUAGCAGAGUGUUCCUUCACACAGGAGGGAACCCACAACCCAGACCUGAGAAGGAACGAUGCUCCUUAAGCUUCAUCAGGUCUACCCCUCAGGCCUAAUGGAUCCUUUAGCUCUCUCUCAAGGAGGCAUUUCUUUUGUCUCAAAGUCAAGCCCUCAGGAAGAGGGCAGGUGUCCCUGAGUAUUUUGGGAUGAGCAGAGGGGGUAAUUUGGCAGAAGGGACUUUCUGAGGCUCUGUAACUAGGCUCUCCCUUGGGAAAACAUUCACUGGUCCUCCUCCUCCACAUUGGGAGAUCUUAUACCCUAUGAUCUGGGGAAUACUCCAUUAAGGGGAAGUAGGCUUAGCUGUUACAUCUGGGGAGAAAGAACAACAAUCUAGAUGGAGCCAAAACAUUGACUGGAAAAAUGAAGAAAAAAAAAGGAAUGCAAUUAGUGAGAGAAUAACAGGAUGAAAGCACGUUGGCCCAUUCUGUGGGCCUCCAAGACAGAGAUGCAAGAGAGACAAACAAAACACCCCACUCAAAGAGCUGGGUGGGAGCCUGAGCUGGAGUACUGCUGCUGGAGUGAUGGUGCACCGUAUGUGUCCCGGGAAGCAUCCCUGUGCUCCCUGACCACUUUACACGCUCACUCUGCGCUGUGGAAGCUUUGGCCUGAUCUUACACCCAGUCAUUACUCUCAGUGAGCUGCUCACUUACUCAGAAUACCAAGCAUCGCACUCACCCUGGCCAGAAGCAUUCUAGCCAGUGACCACAACAUACAAGAUCCUAAACCAGGUGUGGUGGGGAUUGUAAGAGAGCGAGAUCUCUUCCCUCAGGUUGUUUGGCAUAUGUUAAAACAGUUGCCCUGUGCAUUUGAGUUGCUGCUGUAAGGAAUAGAUGUGACCUACUGGGUAGUCAGCUUUUUGUUGCUACGACAGACACUGAGAAAAUCAGGGUCAGGAUAGGGGGAAUGGCUCAGCUGAUAUGGUGUUUUGACACACAAACAUGGGGACCUGAGUUCAGUUCUCACAGAAUUCAUGUGAAAAAGGCAUGCACCAGUAAUCCCAGUCAUGCGCGUGCGCGCGCACGCACACACACACACACACACACAGAUAAAUUAAUUAAUUAAAUUAAAAAAUAAAAGAGGAACUGUUUCUCUUGGCUCAUGGUUUCAACCCAUGUUCAUGUGGUCCUGAUGCUGGCAGACCCAUGUCAAAGGCAGAACAUCACAGCAAAGCAUGCCUCAGAGAAGACUGUCUACCUUAUGCUGGCCAGGGUUCCAGCGGUCUCUUCUAGGGCACACCUCCAGUGGCCUUACUUCCUUCUACUAAGCACUACCUCCCAACAGUGCCACAUGAUGGGUACCACGCCUUGACCACAUGGUCUUUGGGGGGAUAGGUCAGAUCCAAACCAUAGCACCUAUGUUGCCAGCAUCUCAGUGGGGAUUCCUUCCAACAUCCCAGCCCUGGUUGACAGACUGCCCUAAAGAGCCUGCUCUAUACCCAGUGUUGAUGUUCUGUGAUUACUUGCUUACCUCUGGUGCAUCUACAUCUAUUUCCCCGAGGAGCAGAGCUCCGUCUUUCUGCAUCUUGUUCUGUAUAUACAGGGCCCUUAAUGCAUGGCCUGGCCAUAAUUUUUCAACAAACAUUCAAGUGGGAAGUCUGGAGAAGAUGUCCUUGUCCAACGGAAGAAAACAAAGCUUUACAAUUAUACCAAUGCUUCAUCCACCCUCCCCUCCUAUCUCUGUCCUGGGAUGAGGGUUCCCAGAAUAUUACUGAGGUCUGGAAUUGUACCCUAACUCUCCCACCUGCCUUUCUGCAGUCCGGGCUGUGCAGGGUACACAUAUGGCAAUCCUUGGAGCUCAUUUCUUCGUCUCCUCCUGGGAGGCGAUGGAGUUGAGCCCACCUUCUCCGCAUUGAGUAGC